AUGCUCGACUCUUUUGAGAUUCUCACCACUUCUGGUGUUGUGCUGUGGUCCAGAUCAUAUGCGCCAACAAGCCCGUCUAUCAUCAAUAGUCUCAUUACGAAUGUCUUUAUUGAAGAACGAACGCUUCCAGGAGCUGGGAUAGCCGAUGACAUCUCUGCAGCAAACAAUCCUCCUUACAAGCACGACCAGCAUACAUUGAAAUGGACAACUGUGAAGGAGCUGGGUUUAAUAUUUGUGGCUGUUUACCGGUCACUUCUACACCUAUCCUGGAUUGACAAACUUGUCGACAAUAUCAAGACGCUAUUUAUUGACCUAUAUGGAGACCAAUUGAAGAAGCCACAUACUACAUUGGUUGAAUGCCACUUUGACGAAUAUUUUGAUCAACAGAUACGUGAACUCGAGAAGACAGCACUGAAUCAGGACACAAGAGUCGCUGAAUCUGCUGCUCUGGUGGAAGAAUCUCCUCCUUCAAUCUCACAAAGCUUCGGGGAUGAGCGUCCUCCUUUGCCUGGAAUUCUAUCAAGAGGACAAUCAAAGAACACCUUCAAGGACCUAACAUCAAACGAGUCAACGCCUAUUGCUACACCAGAUACGUCUCGUCCAAGCACACCCGCAGGUCAUAUCCUCACCGGAAAGGCUGGACCUGGAGGAAAAGGUUCGCGAAGAGCUCGCAAGGCCGCUAAUGCGCCCUCGGCCCACGCAUCAUCAGGCGAAGAGUCGUACGCGAAGAAGAAUAGAGCAGGAAAGGCUGCUGCGCCAAAGAAGGGCAGAAAAUGGGAUGCCGAGGGGUUAGCAGACGAGGACAGUGGCACCCCGCUAGAUUAUUCUGCACCAGCAAAUGGUGCCACAUCCGGAGACGAGGAAGUAAAGGAUCGGUCGGGAGCUGUUGAAGAAGUCGAUUCGAAGUCAUGGGGCUCUAAAACCGGUGGGCGGUUUGUUCUUAAGGAUCUAGACGACCAAGUCCAGUCUAUCUUAGCCUCUGCAGAUGCGAAGAAGUCAGACACGGCAGCAGCACCAAGUGGUAUAGUGGGCUCUAGCUUGAGUGCGAUUGGUGGACUUUUCAGGAAUGUUGUGGGAGGAAAGACUUUGACGAAAGAAGAUUUGGACAAGGCUAUGAAGGGUAUGGAAGAUCAUCUUCUGCGAAAAAACGUUGCUCGUGAAGCUGCUAUCCGAUUGUGCGAGGGAGUGGAAAGGGAGCUCAUUGGAGUGAAGACGGGGAAUUUUGAGAGCGUCCAAGCCAAAAUUCAGACCGCAAUGGAAUCUUCGUUGCAGAAGAUACUAACACCUACCUCUUCGCUCGACCUUCUUCGAGAAAUUGAUGCUGUCACCUCCCCGUCUGCAGUUUCGCUGCAAAAACCAAGACCAUAUGUCAUCUCAAUUGUCGGGGUGAACGGAGUCGGCAAAUCUACGAACCUGUCAAAGAUCUGUUUCUUCCUUCUGCAAAACAAAUACAAAGUCUUGAUUGUUGCUGGGGAUACGUUCAGAUCAGGCGCAGUUGAGCAACUAGCUGUACACGUUUGUAACCUGAAAGAUCUCACCGCUAGAGAAGGAGGAGGAGUCGAACUAUACGAAAAGGGGUAUGGAAAGGAUGCAGCCAAUGUUGCAAAGGAUGCCAUAGCUGUGGCAGCACAGAAGGGAUACGACGUCGUCUUGAUCGAUACUGCCGGCCGACGACAUAAUGACCAGCGUCUCAUGUCUUCCCUUGAGAAGUUCGCCAAAUUUGCCAAUCCAGACAAGAUUCUUAUGGUUGGAGAAGCUUUGGUAGGAACAGACUCCGUUGCUCAAGCAAGAAAUUUCAAUGCAGCAUUUGGAAGUGGUCGAUCACUUGAUGGAUUCAUUAUCUCAAAAUGUGAUACCGUUGGAGAUAUGGUUGGCACUUUGGUCAGCAUGGUCCACGCAACGAAUGUGCCAGUCCUCUUCGUUGGUGUUGGCCAACAUUACACGGACUUGAGAAACUUGUCUGUGAAAUGGGCAGUCGAGAAGUUAUUAAGUAGUAACUAG
Hyaloscypha bicolor E is the source of this 2001-nucleotide messenger RNA. Its product is annotated as SRP54-domain-containing protein. Gene Ontology annotation, biological process: SRP-dependent cotranslational protein targeting to membrane. Bases 1 to 2001 code for a protein of 666 amino acids. Gene Ontology annotation, molecular function: signal recognition particle binding; GTPase activity; GTP binding. The transcript is spliced from 6 exons. The record is from RefSeq and is a predicted model, not a curated record. Gene Ontology annotation, cellular component: signal recognition particle receptor complex; endoplasmic reticulum membrane. Lineage: Eukaryota; Fungi; Ascomycota; Leotiomycetes; Helotiales; Hyaloscyphaceae.